CUACGCAGCUACUGCGACAGCCUCUUGCAUCUGUCUCUUUCUCGCCGCCACUGCUUUCUUCUGCAGCGCCCUCGGUAGUCUCCCCCUGUACACGUAUCUGCGAGGGAUGGAGUUCUUGCUUGGGUCCUCGGAAUCUGGGUCGUACCUGUAUUUAGCCGCCAACAGACAUCCAGCACCAGUGCAUGUGCACGUGGAAUCUGUGGGUGUCUUACUCUCCGACGACUUUGUCCAUGGUCCUGGGCUGCAGGAGGAGACACUUGCCUCCAUUCGCGAUGAUUGCGCGGGCGGCACUCUUCGAGUACGAAUGGGCCUAAUCACAUAGCAAUCAGAACCGUCAUCAGAAUCCCAUCAUGUGCGUCGAAAGCAUGACUGACGUAUCGUCGUACCUUGACGGUGAGGUCCUUGGUGGUCAACUGUGUCGAUCCUCUGUUCCGAUAGAUGGAAAUGGACGGCCCGACCACCUUGACAGGAUGCAGCCGGCGAUGCUUGCCUAGCUUGGCGCCAUAGUACUCAAGCGCUGCCCAGUCAACCUACACCGGACAGGUAAAACCGCCAGUGAGAAAUGUGACUCAUCCGUGCGUGCGUUUGUCCUACGUCUGCUCCGUCUGGUGCGACAUUGAGCUCAUUCAAGGGAAUUAGCUCGUACUCGAAACGGUUAUACCUGCCCAGAGUAGAACGCCACACUCAAGUACAUACGAAUCUCUUUCCGUCCAUGCACCCACCCACUCACCUAUGGCCUGUGCCCAGCGGUCUGCCAACGAAUUUCGGCAGUCUUCUGUAGAGAGGUAUCUGGCCUCCCUCGAAGCCGGGCCGGAUGCUCCCGCCACUCCUUGCCUUCUGUCCUCGCAUGCCCUUCCCAGAGCUCCCACCCAAACCUGUAUACACAUGAACAGACAGACAGGAGACAUACAGGCAAACACAGACACACGCAUGGUGUGAUACGCUCGCUGUUCCCUGUAUAUGUGCAUUUACCUGAUCCGUAUCCUCUGCCCAGUCGUUUCUUUUUCCUCAAGCCAGUGUCCUUCGGCAGGUUGUCGAGACGCAAGGGUGGCUCUUCGCCUGCGAGCUCCAUUUUGCCGAGAUAAUCCAUCUCAUCGAGCUGCGCAGUCACGACAACAGGUAAGUUGGCUGAUGCACCUGCGUAUUCACUCAUCUCUUUGCCGCCUAGAUCCGCGCUGACCUGCUUUACUGAGCCUGAUUCCUCCAUCCACUUGUUCUCAAGCUGCCGUGCCUCCUCGCCUGUUGCCAAUGUUAUGGCGUUGGGCCAGUCAGAAGCGGUGAAGUCCCAGAAGAUAUGGCGCUGCUCCCAUUCACAGCCAGCGGCCUUGAGUUUGGCCGUGUACUCGUUGUCGAGGGCAUCCCGUGCCGCCAUCGCCUUCUCCUGUAGUGGUCCGAGGGCCUCCACCUUGUCGUCCCUGGUGCGAGAUGUGUCGUUCAAGAUCGACUCCAUUUGGUCCACAUAGGGCUCCACUUCCUCCGAAUACCUGCACUCCCCCAAGCAGAGUCAAUCGACUCCGGUGAGGUCGGUUCGCUUCUGGGCCUGUGUGUCUAUCUCCAGCCUGAUGUCGUGCAUACCUUUGUUCCCAUUCCUCAAAGAGUUCCUCCACCUCCUUUGAUGGUUUGGGCGCGUCGGCAUCUGGGUCUUCCCCCGCCAGAAUUUUCUCUAGCCGAAGGUUUGUCACGGCAGCAUAGUCCCUCGCAGCUUUGUUCUUGUCACCGGCAGACCGCCGCCUCUCCAGCUUCUUCAAAUAGCGCUUCGACUGAAACCACACCUUUCUAUCUAGGACACGCACACGGCCAUACUUGUCUUUCGGCAGCGGCGUAUCAGCAGUUCCGGGCGCAGCUGGGGAAUCAGGAUCUGAAUGCACGUGGAGGAAGAAAAAGGUGACAUCUACGGCUGUGCCAAGCGAUCUCCUACCAUCAGCAUGAAGAAUGGUCAGUCCGCCAGACAAAGGAAGGACAUGUUCUGGGGGUGGGAAGCCAUGCCUUGCAGAGCGGAAAGGGGUCAGAGAUCUGGAUUGGAUGGCACCCAAGAAGCCUUCAAGGGCAUCAGCAAGCGAGAGGAACCCCACUUCAUCACCCUGGGCCAGCAAACGCCACAAAUCCAAAACAUGAGCAGAAGGACUGACUCCUUGCUUCCUUCUGCUUUGCUGGUGCACAGCACCUUCCUGUCGAGCUCAUGUGUCCCUCCUGCGUACCGUCGUGUCACUUGCGUCAGGCUCAUGCAAGAUCUCGGCAACGCUGAGCACCCCAAAGCCGCACAACCAAGCCACACAAGGAUACCACAUGGAACACAU
Molecule: messenger RNA, 2297 nt
Organism: Vitrella brassicaformis
Lineage: Eukaryota; Vitrellaceae
Source: the annotation of a GenBank genome assembly